Molecule: messenger RNA, 1023 nt
Organism: Pseudomassariella vexata
Lineage: Eukaryota; Fungi; Ascomycota; Sordariomycetes; Amphisphaeriales; Pseudomassariaceae
Exons: 1
Coding region: 88-885 (265 amino acids)
Source: RefSeq, a predicted model, not a curated record
CAUCAGCCAUCACCCGCUUCCUCAGUAUAAUUUGCAUUUUUCACUCCUGACCUUCAGAGUCUCCAAUCAACCAAGACAGCUACCAAGAUGAAGUUCACUCUCCCCUUCGCCGUUGCGGCCCUCCUAUCCUCGCUCGCCAACGCAGCACCAUUCCCUGAUACAGAAAUCGGGAAGAUUCUCCCUUCUCGGGAGACCACCAGUGAUCUCGACAAACGUGUUGAGACGAGCGUGCAGACUCCCAAUGGUCUGUGGACCGCCACUGUCUACAAGAGCUUCAUCAACGACUACGAUGAAGGUGACACUGCCGUACAGGUCGGUGCUAAUAUCCGACUCUCAUUCUUGGCCGACAGCAGCCGCAAGGUGUCCAACAACAUCAAACUCAUCCAGUUUACCUACCCCCUGACACCCCACAACUGGCACGUAGACCGCGGCAGUGGUGCAGUAGACCCUUACCACGCGUGGGCCGAUGCCUCGGCCGACGCGCCCAAUACCGUCAUAGACGUAGGCGGGAUGGGAGACCUACAGAAGUACGUCGGCAAGCCUGCAGCCGGAAAAGGUAAUUCGCUUGGCCGGAACGGCAACACCGAGGCAUUCCUCAUCGACACGCCGCGUGAGUUGAUCCCCAUCCCCGAACCGGGCAUUCCGGGAAACGCUGUGUACACGACCUUUGCGUACGACAUUCAGAACUCAGAGUGGCUUGGCGGAGUCAGCUGGGGCUACACAGCUAGCAACCAGGGUGGUGUGGGUCCGUUGACCAUUAAUGUGUUCCUUUCUGAUCUGAAGCUGCGCGUUAAAGGGGCGCCUAACAGCGCUGAUGAGGAGUUGGAAGCGAUUAAGAAGUGGAAUGCCGAUACCAGCCAUGCGCCGGUCCCGGCGACUUCGUAGAGUUCAUAGUAUCUCAUGGGUUCGAACAAUAUCGUGGUAGACAGGAGAAGGGGGAAAUGGUUGGAGCAAAUUGUGGAGACAUAUAGCUAUUCAAUCAGGCACGAAAGUCAACAGAGUUAUACGCGCGAGACACUACAC